AUCUGUCUGAAGUGCUGGGGAGGGAACUGGGGAGAAGAGGAGGAAGAAGAGUUUGGCUUGAGGGCUGCGUGCUGGAUGGCAAGGCACCGUGGGGCACAGGAAGCUUUUGAAGGGAUUUUAAGCAGGCUAGUGAUGGGGUCAGAUUUGGGUUGUAGGCCCAUCACCCUGGGGAAGAGACCAGAGGUGGGGAGACCAGUUAGGAGAUUAUGGCCAGGGUACAAGAGGAAGAUGGCUUGGACUCAGCUGUGGCAGUGGGGUGGAGAGGAGGUUACUGUCAUUCCAGAAAUGCUUAGAGGAAGAGCUGAUGGGGCUUGAUGCCAGGUUGGGCGUGAGGAGGUAGGGGGGCAUUUUGAAGGCACUUGUAUCAAAGAAUAUACCAGGGUACUCCCCUCAACUUCUCUCCUAAGUAUUUCCCUAGCCUGGCUACUCUGCCUCCAAGGCCUCCCUGGUUCAGGGGCUCCACCUGCAGACACUCUCCAGCCCUAGUCUCCAGCCCUAGCGUUCCUCCUCCAGGACUUGUGCCCUGGGGUUUCCUGGCUUCUCGGGGCCUCCUCAGACCCAGGGCUUUUUCUGGCGGAGGCUGAGACUCACUGGUGUCAUCAGGCCCCUCCAUGAAUGAGACAAACAAAACACGUGUGGGGCCCUCGGAGCUCCCCACAGCAUCCGCUGUGGCCCCUGGCCCAGGCACUGGGGCUCUAGCAUGGCCUGUGCUGGUAGGGGUUGUGCUGGGGGCUGUGGUCCUCUCUCUCCUCAUUGCACUUGCUGCCAAAUGCCACCUCUGCCGCCGAUACCAUGCCAGCUACCGGCACCGCCCACUGCCCGAGACAGGAAGGAGGGUCUGCCCACAGGUGGCCGAAGAUGAGGAUGAUGAUGGCUUCAUCGAGGACAAUUACAUUCAGCCUGGGACUGGAGAGCUGGGGACAGAAAGUAGUAGGGACCCCUUCUCCCUCUGAGUUCUGGUGUUUGGCCACUCCCUGCUACCUCCAUGCCCAACAGCUUAAGGACUGGUUAUGACAUCGGAGUCUUGAACCUCAGGGACAGAGGUGGCUGGGGCUUAAAGGUUGGCCAGGGAUGGAGCAAUCCCCACUUCCCUGACACUAGCCACCAAAGUGACAAUGAACCCUCUCUUGCUCAAUGACUCUCAAUGGCUCCCUGCUGUUCUCAGGACAAAGCCAAACAAAGGCUUGAGUGUGGACUUAAGGCCCUCUGUGAUCAGGCCAGAGGGCCUCUUGGUUUCUUUUCUUGCCUUCCCCUACUUUACUCGUAGAAUAGAUGUUAUUCUCCCUCCUAUCACUGCCCAUGCAGUUUCCCCAGCCACCUUUGCUUACAUUGGCCCACCUGCCUACACUACUCUUUUAAAUCCUCUCUGACUGUGAUGAAAACCCUGGUCAGUAGGCCCUGUGUGACCUGCCUACCUGCCAGCAUUACAAAUGUGCCAGAUGGUAACAUUUGAGCAGGUGAAAACCAG
Molecule: messenger RNA, 1468 nt
Organism: Sapajus apella (tufted capuchin)
Lineage: Eukaryota; Metazoa; Chordata; Mammalia; Primates; Cebidae
Gene: CUNH1orf210
Product: chromosome unknown C1orf210 homolog
Exons: 3
Coding region: 612-953 (113 amino acids)
Source: RefSeq, a predicted model, not a curated record